AUGGCGCGACCGAUGUCGUCGAUGUCGUCGCGCGCCGCGGGACGGGUUGUGGCGCGGAAGACGAACGCGCGAGUGUCGAGGACGUCGGUGACGAUGAAGUCGACGAUGGAGUGGACGCGCGCGCGCCGCGGGACGGCGACGCGCGCGACAAACGGCGGGAACGGCGGGAACGGUGGCGGUGGAAACGGUGGAAACGGUGGGAACGGCGAUGGUUUUGGUUCUUCUAACGAUGGUCAAAACGGUGGCGUUCGCGCUUUAUGGGCGGCGUACCUCGGGGCGCUGGAAAAGAACCCGCUGCCAACGAAGAUGGCGACGUCGGGCGUGCUCAACGCGCUCGGUGACUUGUUCGCGCAGUUCGCGUUCGAUGACGCGGCGAACAAGGGCGUGGACUGGCGACGCGCCGGAAUCUUUACCAUACUCGGGAGCUUUUUGGUCGGUCCGGCGCUGCACUUCUGGUACGGUACGCUCGGGAAGAUUGUCACCGCGCAAGGGAGCGCGAAGGCGUUCAUCAGCCUCGCGCUCGACCAAGGCGUCUUCGCCCCGACGUUUCUGUGCGUUUUCCUCUCCGCGCUCUUCACCAUCGACGGUAAACCUCAAGAGAUCGCGCCCAAGCUUAAGCAAGAUUUUGCGAGCACGGUGACUAUGAACUGGAAAAUUUGGAUUCCUUUCCAAUUCUUAAACUUCCGAUACGUCCCGCUCCAGUUGCAAGUCGCAGCGGCCAACGUGGUGGCGCUCCUGUGGAAUACCUACCUGUCGUGGGCGUCGCACAAGGAAGUAGUCGUCGUAGAGACCUCGUCGAAGGGCAAAAAGAAGAAGAAUUAG
This is a messenger RNA of Ostreococcus tauri, 822 nucleotides long. Its product is annotated as Mpv17/PMP22. The transcript has a single exon. The record is from RefSeq and is a predicted model, not a curated record. NCBI's taxonomy places the organism in Eukaryota, Viridiplantae, Chlorophyta, Mamiellophyceae, Mamiellales, Bathycoccaceae. Gene Ontology annotation, cellular component: membrane; cytoplasm. The coding region runs from base 1 to 822 and encodes 273 amino acids.